AAAAACUUAACUAACAUGAUGGUCUUAAAUCAGCUAAGCAUGCUAGUCAAACACAGAGAUGCUCUCACGUCCCUUGCUCUGGCUGCAGUGAACUGGUUGGAUUAUUAUUGAUUGAACGGCUGCUCCAAACAAUCAUUUAUUUCAGUGAGGGACAAGAAAGAGUUUUCUCCAAGUAACUCGAACUCUUUGAACAACCCAACAAGUGUUCAAAAACUUAACGGAUUCGUCGAAGCUCGAAAAAGCACUGAAAAUCAUCAAACCCAAAAUCAAGUUGCAAAAGGAAGAAAUGAAGCUUCCAGUCAAGAUACUCGUGAGGUUAUACAUUAUGAGACUUAUAAGCAGCUUAAAGAAGUGUCAUUGAGGCAUGAGCCUGGUGUCUCAAAAACUGAACUCUAUGAGAACCUACUCAAACCCUUUAAGCAUGAAAAGAGAAUAGAGACACUUCCUGACAGUGGAAGAACCCUCAUGGUUUAUAUCUGCAAGCAUGGCAACUGAAACCGAGAGUUCACCAAGAUCUGGAACCUGGUUGACCACUCCAGAAUGCACAAAGGCAUCAGACCGUACAAGUGCAACUUCUGCUCCAAAGCUUUCACACAGAAAGGCAACCUGAAGAAACACUCCAAACAGCACCAACAUAAGAGUUUGGAAGAAAGAAGGAAAUUUCAGUGAAGGAUUUGCAAGAAACGAUAUACUGAGAAAUACAACUUAAUGGCUCACAUGAGGACACAUAAGCAGAAGGAUACACCAUAAUCUCUCCAAGUUUGCAACCGUUGAGCAUGAAGAGAAGACAACAUAACUAAUUUGAGAUAAAACUUAAC
Messenger RNA from Moneuplotes crassus, 818 nucleotides. The record is from the annotation of a GenBank genome assembly. Lineage: Eukaryota; Ciliophora; Spirotrichea; Euplotida; Euplotidae.